Molecule: messenger RNA, 6273 nt
Organism: Brenthis ino (lesser marbled fritillary)
Lineage: Eukaryota; Metazoa; Arthropoda; Insecta; Lepidoptera; Nymphalidae
Source: the annotation of a GenBank genome assembly
AUGGAUCAAAAUAUAGAAGAAAAGAAAACCGUCGGUCUCCUCCCUAUGGGAUUAGCCGAGACGAAUGCUAAUGCUGCACAACGCAAUACAGAUAUUAUUGUGAUAUCAGGAUUGCAUGAAGCAGAGAAUAUGACAAUAUUAAAAGACAAUACAGAAGUAUUCUUGCAAAUAAAAAAUAUAUCAGAUUUACAUUUAAAUAAAAGAAAGAAAAGAGAAUCAAUUUCUUUAAGUAAACAUUUUAACACACCAAAGACGAAUCAUAUAAAGUUUAAAGAUAACCAAAUACAAAAAGUAAAAAAACUAUUAGCUGAACACGAAGUGUUAUGUAAUGAAGAAAAUCAUAAAGAUAUAUGCCGUGAACUCGUUAUGAAAAUCGAAUCACUUACAAAGAAUAACUUCUCCAAUCAUCAUGAAAAUAAUGAAGGUAUUAGAGAUCACAAAAAUGUUAUUCAAGACGUUGUAAAUAAUAAUAAACAUAUGCCAGGAAUUAAUCCAACCGACGUAUCAAAACGUGAUAUUCAUAUCCACAAUUUAGUAAGACCAACAAAGAGUGUGGUUCCACUGAGCAAUGACCAUGAUAUCAACUAUGGUAUUUCCGAGCAAUCUAAUAUACCCCAUCAAUCAAUUGCAUACCCACAUGAUAUUACUAAUCCACGAUUAACAGAUACUUGCUUACUGGCACGUCUAAUGAGACAGAGCUACCCUAACUUUCAAGGUGUAUACGACACUCCCUAUCAAGAAUAUCCUAAUAUACCAUCAUAUUCUAGCCAAUUUUCUUCUGGUUUUCCAACUUCUUACCUCCAAACACGAGAAGUAGAAGCACAUAAGCAUAAACUACAUCCGCAAGACAUAGAAAUAGCUAUGAAUUUCAUUGUACCAAAAGUUGAAGCAAGUUCUAAAGAAGCGUUCACCAAUUCAUCAAUUAAUGAAAUUGAGUGUCCAAUAGGAAGCAUAUCGUGUGACAAUGGUAACAAGUGUGUUAGCGAGAAAGAUUGGUGUGACGGUAAUGUGGAUUGUGAUGACGUAAGCGAUGAAUCCAGGUGCAGUUGUAAAUCUCGUGUUGAUGAAUCUAGGAUUUGUGAUGGAUACUUCGAUUGUCCUUUUGGUGAAGACGAAAUGGGAUGUUAUGGUUGUAGUGAAGGUUCAUUUAGUUGUGAGGAUAUUAACAUGAACUCACAAAGUACGUGCUAUUCUAAAGAACAGCGUUGCAAUAACGUCCCUGAUUGUCCAAAUCAUAAAGAUGAAAUCGACUGCAGUAUGUUAGCGCCAAGCUUACAUAAGAAACCUCUUUUUUCAAUAUCCAACACAGAAGGUUACUUAUAUAGAAAUUUUAAAGGAAAUUGGUACGCUGUGUGUAGUAAUCCUUACAUGUGGGCACAUGAUGCUUGCCGUCGUGAAACUGGUCUUAUAAUAAGGCCGCCAUUUAUACAAGUAUUGCAAAUAGAUCCCUUAAUUAAAGUGAACUAUAUAAGUACGGCGCCAGGUGGUCUUAUACACACAAGUAACACGUGUUUGAACUCUUCUGCUGUGUACGUAACCUGUCCCGACCUAUUGUGCGGCACGAGAGUUCUUACCGCUGCACAGCUAUUAAAAGAGAAUGCUGCAAUAGAAAACCAUCUGUUUGGUCGGAACAAAAGAUUUCUUCAAAGGCCAUAUCCUGUGACUUUUUAUGAUCGUACGAAAAGAUACGUAACAAAUAAGGACCUCAGAUCUAAAAUAUUGUUAAACUAUUUAGAUGAUAUAAGAAAAAAACGAGCGGAAAGUAGGGUCGUAGGUGGCAGACCGAGCCAACCAGCCGCGUGGCCCUGGAUGGUGGCAUUGUAUAGAGACGGCAUGUUUCAUUGCGGGGGAGUGAUUAUAAAUCAAAACUGGAUCAUGUCGGCCGCUCAUUGUGUUCACAAAUUUUGGCAACACUACUAUGAAGUUCAAGUUGGAAUGCUUCGACGCUUCUCAUUCUCCCCACAAGAACAAAAUCACAGAGUGAGCCAUGUUAUUGUGAAUCAAAAUUAUGAUCAAGAGGAUAUGAGAAAUGACUUAUCUUUAUUGCGAGUAAAGCCAGCAAUACAAUUUAGUCGAUGGGUUCGUCCAAUUUGCUUACCAAGUCCUGAAGUAGCGGGUAGCGACUGGAUGUGGGGCCCAAAACCUGGUACCAUAUGUACUGCUGUUGGUUGGGGAGCUACCGUCGAAAAAGGACCUGAUCCCGAUCACAUGCGUGAAGUAGAAGUCCCUGUUUGGGAAAGUUGUAAGCACGAAGAAGAUCAAGCGGGUAAAGAAAUAUGUGCUGGAUUAGUCGAAGGCGGAAAAGAUGCGUGUCAAGGUGAUAGUGGAGGACCAUUAUUAUGUAGAAAUCCUGCUAAUGCGCAACAAUGGUACGUUGCUGGAAUUGUGAGUCAUGGUGAUGGAUGUGCUAGAAAAGGUGAACCUGGUGUAUAUACACGUAUUAGCCUUUUUGUUCAGUGGAUAAGAUAUCAUAUAUCCACAAAAACAUUACCAUUAAUUCAGCCAAAACAAGAAUGUCCAGGCUUCAGAUGUGAUUCCGGAAUUUCUAAAUGUUUACCUAAAAAACGAAUGUGUGAUAAAAUAAUAGAUUGUCUUGACGGAGAAGAUGAAUUCAACUGCGACACUGACAAAUUUCCUGAAGAAAGUGUGAUAAAUUCGAUACAGAAUCCAUUUAUCCAAGAAUCAAAUAUAUCAGCAGAUAGAAAAUCAAAAUCUAGCGAUGAUAUCAACUUAAUGCCAAAUAAAAAUAAUAUAUCUUUAGAAAAAUCCGAUGAAAAUAUUAAAGAUAUAAACAACAAUCAUGAAAUAUUUAAAAAUGAUUCAAAAUCUGAUGAAAAUAUUAAUAGUAUACCAAUUACAAUUAUCCCUCCAUUAAGUACUGACUCAAAACUUAAUAAAAACAUCGAAGGGACGAGUAACUUGAAAAGUAUAGUAUUGGAUGAUAGUAUCAAGGAUAUCAAAAAUUCAAUUAUAAAUGAGAAUAACAGUUUCAAGGUACCAGAAAAUAAUACUUCACCUGAUUAUAAUAAAAAUGCAGUAAAUAAUGGUAUAUUAUCAAGUAAUUCAAAAUCAAAUGAAGAUACGUUGACUGUAAAUAAUAGAAAAGAUAAUAUACAGGAGAGUAGUACCUCAUCUACCAUUAAUAUUACUGUUAACAAUGCUGAUAAACAACCUCUCGAAGUGACUACUGAAUUUCAUACAAAUAAUGACUUUGCUUUAAACAAUACUAUAAAUACUACUACUGCUACUACUACUAUUGCUUCCAUAAUAACUACUUCAAAAAGCGAAUUACUUAAUAUUGAUGGAGAACUAGAAAAUAUAAUAAAUUUACAUGAUAUGGGGUUUAAAGAAAGAGAUUUAAAUAAAGUGAAACCUAUAAUAGAUCUUGAUAUGCUCGGAGACGACAUUAAACAUGCGUCUACAAUUGAAAUAUCCAAAACAAGCUCACAAGAAAAUAUGAAUGCAGAAGAUUUUGAUGGCAGCAUUACUGUAGAUCCUUUAGCUGAUGAAUUUGAGUCUUUUGUAAAGACCGAAAAACCAAAACCUCAACCAGAAUCUGACUCUUCUAUAUUGAAAAGAGACCCUAAUAGUAAGGAAUCAAAUACCAUAAUUAAAGAAAAUGAAGACAUAGCAACUACCAAGACAUUAUCAUCCACGUCGUUGCCAUCAACUACUACUAAUCAGGAAGAUGAACCUAUAACUAAAGCCCCUGAAAAUAAUAUUGAUCAAAAACAUAGUCCUUCAGCAAUAAAAGAAUUAAAUUCAAAUAUUUUUAUUAUUGAUGAUACUGUAAAUAAUGAUAUAAAUGACAAAGAUAACGUCAAUCAGGAAAUAAUCAAAUUUGAGCCUGCGAAUACGACUAUACUUGAAGAUCAAAUUAUAUCUGAAACUCAGAUAGAUCGUAAAGUUAAUAAUUUUCAGAAAUUAUUAGAUACUAACGAUAGUCUGAACAGAAUAGAAAAUAUAAUAAUGCCUUCUGAAUUGGAACCCGCAAAAAAAAGGAAGAAACAUCUCACGUUUUCGGAUUUUCAAUGUAGACGAAUUUUCCAAAUCGUCCCAUUUAUGGCCCGUUGUGAUCGUAAAGCGGAUUGUGAAGAUGGAACUGAUGAAUUAGGUUGUAAUUGCUUAGAUUAUUUAACAACUUUUGAUAACAAACUAAUAUGCGAUGGCAACUUUGAUUGUGCAGAUGGACAGGAUGAAACUGAUUGUUAUAGCUGCGAAGAAGACCACUUUCUCUGUAAGGGUAGUGAAGUAUGCUUAGCUUCGAAAUAUGUCUGUGAUGGAAAACCACAGUGUCCUUUAGGGGAAGAUGAAUUAGAUUGUUUCACGUUAUCUAAUGGAAAUCAUAUAGUAUAUGAUUUUAAUGGUAGACCAGAGGUUACAUUAGAAGGUUAUUUGACUGAAAGACAUGAUAAAAACUGGCAUAUCGUAUGCGAAGAAGAUAUGUCUAUACAUCAACAAGAGGAAAGUGCAUCUCACAUAUGCCGCUAUUUAGGAUUCAGUUCCGCGAACCGCUACUUGAUAAAACACAUAAAUGUGAAAGAAAACCUUAAUAUUAUUGAAGAUAAUAGAGGCAAACGAGAUAUUGAUUUAAAAGUCCCCGUAUAUUUUGCAUUCAAAUCUAAUAACAAUAAUGAACUACAAACUAUCAAAAAUCCUAAAAUAAUUAAAGAAGAAUGUGUACCUAAUAUAACUAAAACUUGUAUGGCACUUUAUAUAUAUUGUGAUCACUCUUUGUUUACUGAUUUCAAUAUAAAUCACUUGCGCAGUAGUAAAGAAGUGAAAGACGUUUCCAAUCAUUGGCCUUGGAUCGCUAAGUUGUAUAUGGAUGGGAAAUAUAAAUGUACUGGAGUUUUGAUUGAUCUAUCAUGGGUUUUAAUCAGUCAUAUGUGUUUGCAAGGUGUUACAUUAGUUGAUAAUUUUAUUUCUGUGCUUCUUGGCUCUCAUAAAACUCUUGAUUCGACGGUGGGCCCCUAUGAGCAGGCAUGUCAAGUCGACGCUAAGAAAGACUUAUAUCGAAGUAAAGUAAUGCUAUUGCAUUUGAAAAAACCGGCAGUAUAUUCAGCAAUGGUUAAACCUAUGGUUGUUAUGUCAUCGCAUUUUGAGGAUAACAAAAAUAAGAAAUGUGUAGCCGUAGGACAAGAUAAACACAAUAAAACUUUUAGUGUGUUCUUAAAAGAAACUGAUGACUGUGAUUUACAUCAUCGAUGUUUUAUUCGUCAUGAAAAUUCUAGUACUUGUCAUACAAACGAACAUUCUCACUGGGCGGGUAUAAUAAGUUGUCAUAGUAAACAAGGCUGGUAUCCGGCAGCUUCCUUUGUGCAGAUAGAUGAUGUAUGUGCAUUUUCAGAGAAAAUCCUCGCCACCGAUAUUGGAAAUAUAAAACACGAAAUAAAAUAUUACGAAGAAAAACCGUUAUCAGAUUUCACUCAGGAAAACUUUUCUGAUAGUUGCGAUGGGGUCCGAUGUCAGAGGGGUUCGUGUAUAAAGUUACGAUCCGUUUGUGACGGGGUCACUGAUUGUGAGGAUGGUAUUGAUGAAAGCAAGGAAUCCUGUGAAAAGAAAUAUAAUAUCUGUAGCCGAGAUCCACAUCACCGUGGCUGUGAUUGUCUGGUUGGUCAAUUAAAGUGUCACAACGGUUUAUGUAUACCAAAAGAGUUAUUCAAAGAUGGAAACGACGAUUGUGGGGAUGGAACGGACGAGCCGAAGCAAACGAUGUGCUCCGAUUACUUGAGACGAGUGAUGCCUUCGAGGUUAUGUGAUGGAAUCUUACACUGCCAUGAUAAGAGUGAUGAAGACCCAAUGUUCUGUAAAUGUUUUGCAAAGGAGGCUUAUAAAUGUUCAGGGAUGUCAAGUAACGAAGACUACUGUGUAGCGAUGGAUAUGGUCUGCGAUGGUGUUCCAGACUGUCCGGGUGGAGAGGAUGAAAACGCUUGUAUAGGCUUAAGUGCUCCACAAGGGACUCCGCACGGCAACGGUGAAGUGAUCAUACGUUCUCAUGGCGUAUGGUAUUCAAAAUGCUAUCCCACCAAAAAUCACACUAAAUCUGAAUUAGAAUCGAUUUGUCGAGAGCUCGGUUUUAUAUCGGGACAUGCGAAACAGCUUUCAUCACUAAAAGUAACACAUCCACAUAACAAUGUUGUUAUUGAUACUUUUUCUGAUGUAACUCUCAAUAACAAUACUAUAAUCAAGUUGAGAAAUACUCAUGCGCCUAUUGCUCGCGCGGUUGCCGAUGAAAAGGAGAAUUGCUAUCCAGUUUAUAUCGAAUGUGUU